AUGCAGGCAUGUUGCAAUAACAAGAAUAGAUCAGAAUGUGGAGCAGGAAGGAUUCCACAACAGCAACAAAGGGAAAGUAGCCCUGCAACAGUGACAUUUCUGCUUGAUGUCAUCACCUGUGUUGUGAUGUGCAAAACUCUGCCCCCUGAUCUUUGUAGAAGUAUAUUACCUGCUGUUUGUAGAAGUAUGUUACCUGCUGUUAGUCUGCUAGCAUCCAUGGCUCAGAACUGUCAUUUUCCACUUUUUCAUGUGAAUGUUUGUAAAAGUAGUUACAUGAAACUUUUCGGAAAAGCUCAGGUUGAUGUCAAUCUUGCUCUUGGACAGUUAAUUAAGAAUGCAUUAUUUGAAGAAGCUGAACCAGAAUUCCAGCAAUUUGCUUACUUUAAAACAAGAAUAUGUAUGCGAAAUGCGCUUCAGGAUGAGAUGAUAUCAAGUCAUUCUGAAGACAAAGAAGCUGUAUUAAUAACUCUGAAUAGGCCUUUGAUGUACAUACAGCCCAUAGCAUUAGAUAAAGCUGUUUUAGUUUGGCUAAACUAUAAAAAUGCUUAUGAAUACUGGAAUGAACAGAGAGCAAGUUUGAAUAAAGAGGUUUUAACAGCUACGCAGCAGGUAUUUGAGAGAGUACCUCAGAUAUCUCAGUUAAGUUCGCAAGCAUUAGGGACUUUGUUUUUGCAGCUGACUGUAGAUGAUAUGGGAAUAUGUUUGCCACUGAAUCCUUAUGCUGGGAAAAAGGAAGGAUAUAAAAGGAAUAUCUCCAGUAAGAUGUAUGAUACAGAACUGAAAGCUGCUGUAGUUGUUACAUUAGAAAGCACUCGAAUAUCAGCUUGUUCCUGUGGUUCUUUAGUAAGCAAAGCUAAAUUUACAGGUUUGUGCAUUCGAUUUGCUGAUGAUUUUGAAACUUCUUUGGAUGACUGGAAACCUGACCCUACUGAUUCAAAUAUAAUGAAUUUAUGUGUUGUAUCCGAAGGAACAUAUGAAAUAUGUUCAAGGACUGUUGCUCCUCAAGGAAUGAAUAAUGCUAAAUGGAUUUUAAAUGUUCAAUGGCAAAUGGAAGGUGUUGACAUACAUCUGGAUACUAAUAUAGGAAAGCAGUUAUCUGCCUUGUUCAAAACGCUUACUGCUUUAACAGGAGUUGAAGAUGAGAAUGAUGGCAUUGAUUAUGCAGAUGUUGGAGUUGAGAAGACUACUAGGCAUGGUCCAUCAGUUCAG
Molecule: messenger RNA, 1209 nt
Organism: Stegodyphus dumicola
Lineage: Eukaryota; Metazoa; Arthropoda; Arachnida; Araneae; Eresidae
Gene: tweek
Product: transmembrane protein KIAA1109 homolog tweek
Biological process (GO): synaptic vesicle endocytosis
Source: RefSeq, a predicted model, not a curated record